CAUACUUCGCAGUUGUGUAGUCAUCGGAAGCGGAACGAUACUGCCAUAGUAUCCAGUAACUGCAAAAAUGCAUAAUUCGAGAUCUGCUGCGUUCUUCUUAACCAUCGUGCUGCUACAGUGGAACAUCUUCGCCGAUGAUAAGAUACCGUCAUUAUCUGGUUGCAUCCACCGGAACGGAUAUAACUUGGAUCAGCUGUUGUUUACUGAUACCGAUAAUUCCACCAUAGAUUGGCUGACGGUAUCAGGAACGUCACAAACAACCUUGGAAGCUGGGAUGUUGGAAUGCUUUCCCGAUUUGAAAGAAUUGAUCAUUACUGACAGUGGUUUAUCUGUAAUUGAUGGUGAUGCAUUCGAAGGAGUGCCGUUGCUGUGGGCGUUAAAUUUAACCAGGAAUGAGUUAGGAUCACUACUUGACCGUGGAAAACCAGUACUUGGAAAGCUAUCCUGUCUGCAUAGUCUUGAUUUAAGCUACAAUAAGUUCCGAGUAUUAUAUCCCGGCUCGUUUGAGGGACUGAGUAAUCUGACGGAGCUGAUCGUAUCGAAUAACCGACUGGAAUGGAUUUAUGGCAGAACUUUUGAAGAGCUGAUGAAUCUUCAAUGGCUGGAUUUAUCGCAGAAUAGAAUGGACAAUCUACCGGGUGCAAUAUUUUCAUUCAACAAGAAGUUAAAAUUUCUCUCGUUGAGGAAUAAUCGUAUCAAAUAUUACAGCACAAGAUCAUUCCAUGGACUUCAUGACUUAGAAGAGCUUGAUUUAAGUGAGAACGGGUUUGAAAUAUUGCCACCACUGAUCUUCAAGCCAUUGACCAAGCUUAAGGUGCUGCUUCUGAAUGGUAAUGUUUUGGACUACUUCCAGGACUCAGUUUUCAGCACAUUGGAGAAUUUGGAAUAUUUGGGCAUUGCUGAUAAUAAGCUACUGGAACUGCAUCAAUCGACGCUCAGACCUCUAAGAAAUCUAAAAUUGCUCAAUGCUCAUGGAAAUCAGCUUUCAUCAAUUCCGGUUGAUUUGUUCGAGUUCAAUACAUUACUGCAGGAUGCUAGCUUCAGUGAUAAUUCUUUUAGUAUCUUCCCGGAACAGGCAAUGGUGUCUUUGAAGCAUUUGAAGAGUUUGGAUCUAUCAAACAAUUUGCUAAAUUCUGCAGUUAAAUUUGAAUUUUCUGAUUCAACAAGCGUCAAUAUCUACCUAAGUGGAAAUAAUUUGAGCGACGUGGAUCUACGCGGAAAUGUUGCAUACCUUUCGAUGUCUCGUAACAACUUGAAAGAAGUAACAAAUGAAAUCUUCAGAUCGAACGUAAAUCUUCACAGUAUCUUUCUGGAUUAUAAUGCUAUCGUAAAAAUUUCACAGCAAGCGUUCCACGAGCUGUCGCAGUUAGAAGAACUGAGUUUGAGCUUCAAUACAAUCGGAGAAAUACAUGCAUUACAGUUUGAAACCCUGUCGUUUCUCAAGUUGCUCGACCUGACCAACAUUAAUUUGAGAAACCUGCCGGAAAAUAUAUUCGCCUCUCAACGCAAUCUUCAGACCUUAAGGCUUGGAGACAAUCUUCUAGAGGAGAUUCCAGUCCGCAGUUUUUCUACAUUGACCAACCUUGAGUAUCUCAGUUUGGAAAAUAACAGGAUCGGAAAUUUGACACACGGCAUAUUCCAAGCAAUGACAAGGUUGAAGAACUUAUACCUUCAUGGUAACGAGCUUGAUCGCAUUGAAGAAGGUUCGUUUGACGACCUUACCAGUUUGGAGUUGCUGGCAUUGCACAACAAUCGAAUUUGGAAGAUCGACGACCGGAUGCUCAGUGGUAUGCACAGCUUGGGAAAAAUUGGACUACAUAACAACAACAUAUAUACGUUACAUCCAGCUGCAUUCAGAGGACUACUGCUGCUAAAAGUAGUUCAUUUGUACGAUAAUCGCAUCACGGAACUAUCAGCUGACUUAUUUGAAGACAACAUACUGUUAGAAGAGGUAGUCUUGAGGAAUAAUCUAUUGUCAUCAAUUCCACAGCGAACAUUCCGCUACUUGACGAAGCUGCAGAUUUUGGAUCUUUUAGGGAAUAAGAUAACGGAAAUUGAUGCUCAAACAUUCCAACAGUGUGAAGAACUGCGAGAGCUUUGGCUUGGUGGAAACCAGAUUAGUACUAUCAACGAAGCAUCUCUACGAGGAUUACGAAAGCUGGAAAUGUUGGACUUAAGCAAAAACAAUCUGUCGGUUAUCAAAAAUGGAACGUUUCAACAUUUGGUCGCACUCAAGCGAUUGUAUCUGGGAAGUAACCGAAUAAGAGAGAUGUCUGGUGAUCAUUUCAAUCGGUUAGUCAACUUGCAAGUGCUUUCCAUUUUUAACAACAACUUGAAGUCACUUUGUAAUGAUUUGUUCGUGAACAAUCAGCUGCUUGAGGAGCUAUUUCUUGAUGGAAAUGAGAUAUCUGCUAUUUCUGAGAAGGCCUUCAAUGGCCUUGAGAACCUACGGAUUCUGUACCUAUCCAAGAACAAACUCAUUGAGCUACGCAGUGGAGUGUUUAAUCCAAUGACUGCUCUUACAGAACUUAAACUUGACAAAAACGCAAUCACACAGCUUCCACGAUUUUUACUUGUACAACAAACAGAUCUAGAAUUCUUGUGCCUUUCGGAAAACAAGCUCACCUCCCUUCCAGAGGAUUUUCUCGACACCAACACAAAACUCAAGAUUCUUGAGCUCAAUGAUAAUCACCUCACCGAUAUUUCGGAGCAGCUGUUCUGCCAUCUUCCGGAGAUGACAGAGCUUUACUUGGAAAACAACAAUUUAGAUGAAUUGCAGGAGCAUAUCUUCGUUCAAAACCAUCACUUGAAGAUCUUAAACGUAGCAGGGAAUGCCCUAACUUCUUUCGACGUCUUCAAAACAGCAUUUGUAGAAAGUCUCCAAAUUCUCGACAUCCAAGGAAAUCGCCUUCAACUGAUUCACAUUCCACGUAGCCUUAUCAAGCUGUACGCUCAAAACAACCAAAUUGAUACGAUUUUCGUGGAACAGUCCUCCUUUCACAAAUUAGAAAACCUCAUCCUAUCCGGGAACAAUCUCACACGAGUGGACAAAGUAUUCAAGCUCAUUCGGCUGAAAAGUUUAGAUCUCUCCAACAACCAUCUGAACGAGCUGGACAUGAGCCGAUUGUACAAACUGCCAUACCUGGAGAACUUGAACGUUUCGAGAUCUGAAAUCAAACGCCUCGCGGGAGUGCUGUUCAAACAACAUCAUUCCCUAGUGACGCUCGAUCUGACGGAGAACGAGGUGGUACAUUUUGACAACUUCAUUGCAAUCUUUUUCUCAUCGUUGCUUCGGUUGGGAGUGACUGGAAAUCCGUUCGUGGAUCAGGAAUUUCACGAUAAUAUGGAACUGCUGAGAAGUAUCGAUGCACUGCAGGAAAAUUUUGAGCUGUUUUAGGGUUAGUUUAAUUUAGUUAACACACUAGAGAUAAGGUUCAUUCAGGGGCAUUCAAAUGCGUGAAAAUGUAGUU
Molecule: messenger RNA, 3470 nt
Organism: Ochlerotatus camptorhynchus
Lineage: Eukaryota; Metazoa; Arthropoda; Insecta; Diptera; Culicidae
Product: protein artichoke-like
Exons: 2
Coding region: 68-3397 (1109 amino acids)
Molecular function (GO): protein binding
Source: RefSeq, a predicted model, not a curated record